AUGGCCACCCUUCAGGUUGCCGCAGCAGACCUGUCGGCCACCAAAAAGAAGGCUGUCGAGGAUGCCGACAAGAUGCAGCGCUCCAUUAUACGCGAAUGUGCCGAGAACGGCAGGGAGCCCCCUCCGUACGCCCUCUCCGAGCUCAUUGGCAAAGGAAGCUUCGGCCGCGUCUACAAGGCCAGAGCCUCGGCCUCUGGGCAGCUUGUCGCCGUCAAGAUCAUCAGCAUCGACGAGGGCGACAGUCUUGCUCCGGGCGCUGCCGACACCUUCAAGGAUAUCCUCAAGGAGGUCAACACCCUCAAGAAACUUGGGGACAGCGGCGCCAGGAACAUCAACACCGUCAUCGAGACGCUUCUCGUAGGCCCUGCCAUGUGGAUCAUCACCGAGUACUGCGGUGGCGGCAGCGUUUCCACCCUGAUGCGUCCCUCUGGGGGUCUACCCGAGAAAUGGAUCAUACCGAUCCUGCGCGAGGUUGCAGAGGCGCUGUACUGGGUGCACAAGGAAGGCAUCAUUCACCGCGACAUCAAGUGCGCCAAUGUGCUGGUGACCGAGAAGGGCGGCGUCCAGCUUUGCGACUUCGGCGUUGCUGGAAUCAUCGAGACCAAGUUCGACAAGAGGAGCACUGUGACGGGCACGCUGAACUGGAUGGCUCCUGAGCUCUUCGACAUGUCUGUCUCAUACGGUACCGAGGUCGACAUCUGGGCAUUUGGCUCUCUUGCUUUCGAGGCUGCCACUGGCUUGCCCCCGAAUGCAAAGAAUAUGGCGAGGAUCGACAUCCCCCAGUUUGGCUCCUAUCUGAAGCAGCACUGCCCCCGCCUCGAGGGUGACCAAUACUCGGAGCAUCUGAAAGAUUUGGUGGCCUUCUGCAUGACCGAAGACCCGAGGAACCGGCCUGCUAUCAGCCAGGUCCAGAGGCAUCCAUAUAUCAACAACACGGCCAGUGAUUACCCAACCCAGUCGCUCUCCAUGCUUGUCAAAGCCUACCGCCUAUGGGAAGUGCAGGGUGGGAACAGGAUGUCUCUGUUCAACGCUGGAGGCGCACAAGGUCUUGCCUCCAACGACGCCCCGGGACCUUCUGGAGAGGAUGGCUGGAAUUUUGAUACCGUGACUGGCGGAUUCGAUGUCCCACGUCUGGGAGACACAGAAGCCAAGGCCGUCUACGAUGCGUACGGGCCUCGUGUCUCCAUGAUGCCUCCGCCUCCUAGAGACUCGAGUCGCCGCCGCCGACCCCCCAAUAUCCCCAAGCUAAAAGGUCCCCUGGAGAAGGCCUUCGAUCCCAAUACCAUCACAACCUACGAAGAUAAUUCGCGACUGUUUUACGGCAGGCUCAUGCCAACUUCGGCGCCCGAGAUGGGCAUGGAGAACAGCGACAAGCCCGCCACCAACAACAACGUGAAUGAGCCAGCCCGCGAGUCUCUGAUCGAUCUGGACUUGUCCCUCGACGGCGACAGGCUAUCUCGAUUUGCAGACAUGAACGGCGGCACAAUAAAGGGUGCCCAGCGGCCAAAGCACGAAACAAUUCGAGAAUCUGGCCUGAUCGACCUCGACAUGUCACUGGACGGAGAUAGGCUCUCCCGGUUCAACAGAAGCACGCGGGAGUGGACAUUUGCAAGUGCCGUGUCCACGAACUCGCACCUAGGAGGCGAGUGGUUCCAGUCCAACGAAGAUGAUGACUACAUGGCCCUGGACUCCCUCCCUCAGGCCGCAGCCGCACAUCAUCAUCAUAACAACUCACUGGAGGUGGACCUCCCGCCACGGGCGGCCACCAGCCUGGAGGUCAGCCGCUUCUCCUCUUCGAGCCUCAUCGAUCUUGAUGCGAGCCUCACCAGCGAGGAGGGCGAGCUUCUGCGCCCCUCUACUUCGCUUGCGGAGCCUGCAGCAUCCGAGACGUGGAUGCCUAUGUUCAGGUCGCAACAGCCAUCGUUCGGGUUGUCCAGUGAUGCCUCCCUCCAUUCGAGCAGGGAGCCUUCCCUAUACAUAUCAGACGAUGCCAUUCCCAGAAGCAAUAGGGAACCCUCCCUUUCCAUAUCGGAAGAUGCCAUCCCGAUGAGCAACCGAGAGCCCUCGCUGUAUAUUGGCGAUAUGAGUCCGAAUGGGUCAUUUUCGGCCUUGUCGGCAUCGGAGAGGGAGCCGUCUAUCUAUGUCCCUGAUGAUGUCGGCCUCGGGCAAGUGCCGUCCACACCUACCUCGGACGGCAUGAUCAUGACACCGCCCUCCGACACGAACGAUGCUGCUGAAGAGCUCGGCAUCCGCAUCAACGGCGAACGUGUGUCGAUCAACGUUGAAGAAUCAGACUUCGACUCAGAUGCCCCUAUGCCAUCGCUUCCGUAUAUGCCUCGGCCACCGACGGUGAAUGUGCUACAAGGGACUGGCGCCCAGGACGACGUCAAGGAUGAGCUCCAGCGGAUGAUACGAAGCCUCCAUGAGCAUCUACAGUACACGUCUUCUGUGCUACGAACCCUUCCAACUCGUCCAGGCCAGACGGAUUAUCCCCAGCCUGAAGUUGUGCUAUGA
Cryphonectria parasitica EP155 is the source of this 2514-nucleotide messenger RNA. Its product is annotated as kinase-like protein. The coding region runs from base 1 to 2514 and encodes 837 amino acids. The record is from RefSeq and is a predicted model, not a curated record. NCBI's taxonomy places the organism in Eukaryota, Fungi, Ascomycota, Sordariomycetes, Diaporthales, Cryphonectriaceae. The transcript is spliced from 2 exons. Gene Ontology annotation, biological process: protein phosphorylation. Gene Ontology annotation, molecular function: protein kinase activity; ATP binding.